AUGACCGAACAAGACCAAAUAACAGCCCUAGCCAUUAGCACCAUUUUAGGAGUAAUCGGGAAUAUUUUUGUAAACAACAAAAAACCCUCAACCGACUAUUUAAAAGCCAGUGUGAGAGAUGUGAAUGAGACAGGAGAGAGAUUGAGUAUUAGCAUGACUUAUAAAGACGAAGGAACUGUCCCCGUUAUGACCCCGUUUAAAUGCUCUUUUUCUCGGGACUUUUCUUUCUCUUCUCCUCACUAA
Molecule: messenger RNA, 243 nt
Organism: Racocetra fulgida
Lineage: Eukaryota; Fungi; Glomeromycota; Glomeromycetes; Diversisporales; Gigasporaceae
Source: the annotation of a GenBank genome assembly